This is a messenger RNA of Ustilaginoidea virens, 609 nucleotides long. RefSeq lists its product as uncharacterized. NCBI's taxonomy places the organism in Eukaryota, Fungi, Ascomycota, Sordariomycetes, Hypocreales, Clavicipitaceae. The record is from RefSeq and is a predicted model, not a curated record. Bases 1 to 609 code for a protein of 202 amino acids. The transcript has a single exon.
AUGUCGUCAUCCACAUACUACGGAGUACAUACUACAUACGUCCGUACUCCGUACAAAUCAUGCGCAUACGCUCCCGCCAGGCCUCCGUUGCAGCCUCAAGUUGCAGCCUCAAGUCCCAGGCUCACACAAGUUGCGGCCAGCCGCCAGACUCAAAUCCUCAAGUCCCCUUCCCCCCCCCCGUCCCCCACCCUGGCCUUCCAAGUUCCCAAGGUACGUAUGUACGUACCUGCCGCGUACCGCGGAACGACUCUCUGCAUUUCCUUUUCCUUUCUCCCUUCGGCGAAGCGGCCAAGGCCACGAGAAGAAAAGUUUCAGUCUGAACUUUUGCACUCUGCUGCCCUCGAACCGGUCAAUGGGCCCCGACCCGACCCCCAUCUGGGCAGGUCGCAACAUGAGAAUGAAUUAAACCAGGGGUGCACAGCCUGCCCCGCUGAUAUCGUAACCAGCUUCUCUUCCGGGACAACCUCGAUCGCCCACCAGGCUGCACGCAACGACAGCCUGCUGCCACCGAUGCCCCAACUCCAAACCUUUCCUCAUGGCGGAUCUACCCACCGACAUACCGUGCUCGGUGCUCGGGAUGCUCGGUGCUCGGUGCUCGAUGCUCGAUGA